Mytilus trossulus (common blue mussel) is the source of this 6463-nucleotide messenger RNA. Its product is annotated as large neutral amino acids transporter small subunit 2-like. The coding region runs from base 71 to 1534 and encodes 487 amino acids. Gene Ontology annotation, cellular component: membrane. Gene Ontology annotation, biological process: amino acid transmembrane transport. NCBI's taxonomy places the organism in Eukaryota, Metazoa, Mollusca, Bivalvia, Mytilida, Mytilidae. The transcript has 12 exons. Gene Ontology annotation, molecular function: L-amino acid transmembrane transporter activity. The record is from RefSeq and is a predicted model, not a curated record.
GAAGCAACUCCAUGUUUACAGUCUCUCAGUUUUCAAAACACGAGCACGGAAGGUGUGUUGACAAACAGACAUGACGGUGGACAAUAUGAAAAAGAAAGCGCUGGACACAAGUUCAGAAGGAUCAGACAAUGGAAAAGUUGAACUAAAACGAACAAUUACAUUAUUCAAUGGAGUCGCUAUUAUUGUCGGAUCAAUUGUAGGCUCUGGGAUCUUUGUUUCCCCAAAAGGUGUACUUGCUGAAGCAGGGUCGUUUGGUGCAGCUUUAGUAAUAUGGAUUAUGUGUGGAUUUUUGUCGUUAAUUGGUGCCCUGUGUUAUGCCGAGUUAGGAACAACUAUCACCAGAUCAGGGGGAGACUAUGCUUAUAUCCUUGAUGCCUUUGGUCCAUGUCUUGCUUUCUUGCAGCUAUGGGUUAACCUUAUAAUCAUCAGGCCUACCGCCCAAGCAGUGGUGUCCUUGACAUUUGCUUACUACGUAUUACAACCAGGAUUUGAGACAUGUGAUCCACCAAAGAUUGCUGUCAGAUUUUUAGCUGCUAUUUGCAUUAGUAUCCUAACCUUCAUUAAUGUGUACAGUGUUAGAGCAGCCACAAGGAUUCAAGAUGUGUUCACGGUUGCUAAGAUACUUGCUCUAAUAAUCAUCACCUUAACUGGUCUUGUUAUGAUAGGUCAAGGUGAAACAGAAUAUUUUACAUUUGAGAACACGAAUCCAGAUGUUGGUAAAAUGUCCCUGGCUUUGUACUCUGGACUAUUUGCUUAUGCUGGAUGGAACUUUUUGAAUUUUGUAACAGAAGAAAUGAUCGAUCCUUACAAAAAUUUACCACGUGCUAUCUAUAUCUCAAUUCCAAUUGUCAGUUUUGUCUAUGUUUUUGCUAAUGUGGCAUACAUGACAAUUAUAUCUCCACGAGAAAUGCUUGAUUCCAAUGCAGUAGCUGUUACUUUUGGAGAUAAAGUAUUUGGUGUGAUGGCCUGGAUAGUACCUGUGUUUGUAUCACUCUCUACAUUUGGAGGUGUAAAUGGUCUACUUUUCACAUCAGGAAGAUUAUUCUUUGUUGGAGCUAGAGAAGGACAUCUUCCUGAUUUCUUGUCUAUGAUACAGGUUAACAGAAGGACACCUAUGCCCGCCAUGUUGUUCACGGGAGGACUUUCUAUACUGAUGUUGAUAACCGAUGAUGUUUUCUUCCUUAUUAAUUACAUGAGUUUUGUACAAUGGCUGUCUGUUGGCAUGUCUAUAGCAGCAUUAAUAUACCUACGUUAUGCCAGACCGGAAAUGUAUCGUCCUAUCAAGUUCAACUUGGUUAUUCCAAUAACCUUCCUGCUGUGUGUUAUAUUUUUACUGGUGGUACCUUUAUAUGCCGCCACUGAACAGACUGGUAUGGCUCUACUUAUGGUUCUUUCUGGGUUACCAGUCUAUGUACUUGGUGUUAAGUGGAAGAGUAAGCCCAAGUCUGUCAGACAAUUCAUUGCAAGUUGUACUAUACUAGGACAGAAGUGUUGUAAUGUAGUCGCUCAAGAAACAGAGGUCAAGGACAGUUAAAGCCUACAGAAAAUCUAGAGAUCAAAAUAAUUGCCAUUUCUUUUUUGUUAAUUGUCUAUUGUUGAAAUAUUUAUUUUGCAGAAGCAAUCUUUUUAAGAACAAUUAUGUACUGCCAUUUUUCAAAUCUCUAUUGUUUUGUUUUUUUCGUCAAAAGCAGCUUAUACUAUUAUUUUUUUCAUGUUUUAUUUACUAUAAUGCAUUUUUAAUAAAUAUUAACUGCUUAGACUGAGCUGUUGAAGAAAUCAUUGAUAAAAAGUGUGUUGUUAUCAAAUGGUCCAUUUCAAGGACUGCUAACUAACAUAUAAAAUAACUUUUGGACAAAAGUUGUUAUUUUUUCAAUUCUUAUAUAUCUAUAUAUACAAUACUUAAAUCAUACAUUUGGAGAAAUAUUUUUAAGUUUUAUUUAUUUAUUAUUUACAUUUAAUUUCAAAUUUUUUAAACUUUGAAAAUGUCAUUAAACCUAGCCAAUAAAAUUGGAAUGCAAUGCAAUAGGACAUAUUGUACAUUAUUUUUUCAUUAAUAUUUGUAUAUCAUUAACAAAGAAUUUGUAUUAGCCUUUUAUUAAACACACGGUGCUCAUUUCUUACAUAAUUUGUACAAGUAGAAAAACCUGUUUCUUGAAUGUUUGGAAUGAAUGAAAGAAAGAAUUAAGUAUAAAAAAUUUUAAAUGCACGAUAAAAAAAAAACAACCUCUGUUGACAUUAACGUCAUUUCAAUUAUUUGUAUUUCAAAGUUAAAAUUCUGUUACAAGUUAAUCGUGAGAUCUCAAAAUUCCUGUCAUCUAAAAUUUUCUUUAGCAGUUUGGCCACUCAAGGAAAAGUGCAUGAAAAGUGAUGUUAAAGAAAACAAGUAUCACUUUAAAAGUACAAUUGAAAUUCUAUUAUUUGGUAAAAAUCUAUCGAGUUCCAUUUGCUACAUGUUAUUACAUUAGAUUAAGAGUAACUGUGAUAGAAAAAAAAUAAGAAACUUUUGAUAAAAAUUCAAUGGUAUUUUUAGAUUUUGUGUAAAAGUUGAUGAAUGAUUGCAAUUUAGGCAAAUACUCCUUUGUUCUUCCAUGACAAACUUUAGAAAUUUGCUCAUUAAAGUAUGAGUUAUUGCAUUGUUAAACUGUAUACAAAGAAAGGUACAAUACAAAUUUAUGUCUGUUUUCAGGCAUUAAAAGUUCUUGAUUGUAAAAUGUUGACCAUUUAGAUGUUAUUUGGAUAAAAAAAAAUUGUUUCAUGAAAAAUCUGUUGCUACUCUACAUUGGCAUUGCUCAGCUAAAAUUUUACAUACAUUAAAAAAUAUUAUUGAAGCUCAGUUGAAUUGUUUCAUCUAUAAAAAAAUUCAUUGACGCUCAGUUGAAAUGUAAAUUUUUUGUUAUAUUUAAAAAAAAUCAUUGCAUUGUAUUUUUUGCACAGGGUAUGUUUUGCUAAGCUUUAUCGUUGUUAUAUAUUUAUUAUAGUUGUCUGCUAUCCUAAUAACUACAGGAUUUUUAAUCAUAUCAUGAAAUAAUAAAAUCAUUCAUUUAGCUCUUUUAUGCAUCUUUUAAAUGCAAUAUAUUUAUAAUAAAGCAAUUUUUGAGAUUAUUAGAAUUUUAGUAUUUUUAGAACAAUUGUUAUUAAUUGAAUCUCUGUUGUUUUUGCUAUAGUUUUCAUUUUGCCUGUAGUUAAAUUUAUUAGGAAUCUUUUAGAUGUUCAUCAUUUACUUAUUAUUGUAAUUGUCAAAUUCUGAAUUUGAUUCUUAUUAUUAUAAAUGAAUUGCAUAAAUAGCAAAAAAAGUUUUCUUGAGUGACAUUUUGCAUUUACUGAAAAUUAUUCCAAGUAAGAUAUGCAAUCAACAAGAUGUUAAAAUGUAGAUUUCGUAUUGUAAGUAAUCUGUGUUAGAUCUGACAUUUUUAGUUUUUUCAAUGAGUUGAAUUUUGACAUCUUCUCUUCUUUUAUGAGCAGCUUGAUUUUGCUAUAAUGUUAUAAUUCUAAUGACUAUUACAACUAUUUUAUCAAUACUGUUAGAAGUUGUUAAUGAAAGACUUCAAGUGUUAUAUUAUACAAGAUACAUGAUGUUGGAGACUUGUUAUUUUGUGUCAGACAUAUUAUUUGGAGUACUGUAAACUGAAAAAAAUGUGUGGAAAAUAUAUCUAGUAGAGAUUUACAUACAUUUAAACAUGCUUACUUUUUUUUUUUUUUUUUAUCAAACUUGGUUCUUAUAAUUUUCAUCUUUCAUAUCACAUUAUUAUUUUAUAUUUUCAUUCCCCUGAAAUAUUUCAAUGUAUUAAAAAUCCAAAGAACAGAAAUAUUCAAUGCAGAGCAUAUAAGGGGGUAUCUGCACGGAAGAAUGCGAAAUAAAAUUGCCAUUUCAUAAUGAAUGAACAAUUCAAAAUUUCUUGCAUGUUGAUCUUUUUACUGAUUUCACGAAACAUGGUGAAUAAUGAACCGUUUUCACCGCUGCAUGUGAAAAAAAAAUGGCAAAACAUGUUGCAAGAAAUAACCCUUUACUAGAGGGAAUGUCAUAUUUUGUCAAAACUUAACUUUAUGGGACUUGGUAUAAAAAAUAUCAUUUUCAUACUGUAUCAAGGACAGUUCCAUUAAAACAUGCAAGACACAAAAUGAAGACUGCUUUGGUAUAAAGCUAUAUACACUUUAUCAAUAAUCAAUUAUUUGGUUGUUACCUAAAUGUGUAAAAGUGUCUUCCCUUGAUACAACAUAUGAGAUUACACAAUGUCUUUAGUUUACAGUAUUGUAUAUAAUUUUUGUUAACUGUUUGUGUUUUGUUAUUAUUUAUUUAAUAGAGUCUGAGUAUACCUACCUCUGAUGCAGAUAUAAAUAACUUAACUGCCUUAUUUGUCAGGAAUAAAAUUUAAAAAAAUUAGACAUGUUCGUACAAUUGACGUUUGUGCUGAGUUUGAAACUUUGCUGUGAAUUAAUAUGUAAAAACUUGUGGAUAACUGCCAUAUUAAAAAGCGUAUGAAUAAAUAAAAAAAAUUAAAUUUUACACAAAAUAUUGCUCAGUUUAUUUGGGCAUUAAUAAUAGGUAUCAAAUUCUAGUCUUUCAUCCCAAAACCAUUUCUCACCAUGUUUGUGCAUUAGCAUGUUAAAAAACAUUUGGCUUGGUAACAGUUGUGUAUUUAUGCAGUAUACUGUAAAUUCAGAAAUUUUUGCGUGCAUUUAUUAUUGCAAUUUUGACAUUUUAGUGUAAAAAUGCGAUUUUAAUUUUUGAGGAAAAUCGUGUUUUAUUGAUGUAUCAAAUUUCAAAAUGUGAGUUUAAAUUAUUGCGAUAAUAACCCUGUCACAUUUUUCUCAAUUAAAUAAAUAUCGCCAAUAUUUCUGAAUUUACAGAAUUACAUCAGGUGUUCAUGUUUAUAUUAAAUGAAUUGUAAAUAUUUGAAUGAAUUUUCAUCAUUUUUUCACUAAGGUCAUAAUAAAGUUAUUCUUUGAAUGUCAUCUCCACAUGUAUCAAUUUAUUUAUUACAUAUUUUUGCCUUUUGGAAGAAAACAUUCAUUUAUAACUAGGAAAUUUUCAUUAUUAUACAAGAAACAAGUAAAAAAUAAAAUGAAAAUUUGCCUGUGUACAUAUUGAUGGAUAUUUGAGGAUUAUUUUAUAUUCGUCGUAAUUGAUCAAUAUAUGGUUCGUCUUUAUGUAUCAAAAAUGAGGUUGUAUCUCAUUUCCAUCUCAAUAUCUAAGAUAGCAGUACUACUUCACUUUUUCAAACACUUGUAUCAGAUAGAUAAGUUCAAAUAUUGAUUAAUAGGAUAUGAAGAUAUUUAGAUAUGUGUUUGAAAUAUUUAUUUGCUGAAAACUAUGGAUUUAUUUAGUUUCACAGAUACCAAUUUUUGUAUAUCGAAGAAAAAUUGUAAUUUUCAUGAAUAUUUGAUAUUUGAAGUCUGCAUUCAAACUAUAUAAUAAAUUUGCACUUUUUUGAACAUUUAAUUUCUUUGUUCACCUUUGCCCCCAAAAUCAAAGAAAAUUGGUAUCCCUCAAAUUAAGAAGAAUCCACAGUAGUUUAAAUCUGUUGAUCUUAUUUUCAAGAUCAUGUGUAUCUUUGAUAUGAAGUAUAUUUAGAUGCUGAUUUAGAUUGUGCCUUAAGAAAAACCCACAAGAUUUAUAAUUGAGUAGCAAAAUAAGAUCUUGCAACAGUGUUAUCAUGUUGAUGAAUUUUGUAAGUGUGAAUAAUUAAAGGAAAUUUUGUAUACAGAAAUUGCACAAUGUUUAAAUGUGUAGCAAAAGUGAAAGUGUGUGUUUGUGUAACAUUAGGUUUCUGACUUCUUUACAACCAAAAAUUUAAAUGUUUUAACUAAUUUUCUUACAUAUGUAAAUUUUAUGAAGAAAUGUUUGCAACCAAAAUGUUAAUUUAAUCACCAUCAGCUAACUGUUUCAGCUUUUGCCAAAUUGAUAUCUGAUAAUAUUUGAUAUACAUACACAUGUUUAAAUAGCUGUAUGUCAAAUUAAAUUUGAACUGCAAGAAAAUUAGUUAACAGUUGUAUGAGUGUUGGUGUAAAUUGUUGAGCGCAUAGGGUAACAUAAUUUUUUUGGUGUUUUACAUACUUGCAGCUAAUCGUGUACCUAAGAAUCUCAAUAAGAUUGUAGUUCAAUGCAUUCACAACUGUAUUUUAUGUAUUUAAGGUCACACCAAACUGAUUUUUUUUUAGAUUUUACAACUUCAGUUCUGUACAGAUAAAACAUUAACUUAUGCCUUUGAAUUUUAUGUGAAUAAUGUUGCAUAUACUAUACAUCAUCUUCAUCUCCUAUAGUUAUCAAAAUUGUAAUUGUAACCUUAUUCAAUCUAUAAAAAAUCUAAAUAACGUAAAACUCUUUUGGUGUGGCCUGAUUGUGUUUUUGAGUGCUAGGGUUGCUGUAUUAUUAAAUACAGCUUGCUGAAUCAUGCAUCAUCAAUUGUGUGUCAUUUUGAAUAAAAAAAAAUCAUGAAUAUUAUAAAUAAAAAUACAUACAUGA